Epinephelus fuscoguttatus (brown-marbled grouper) is the source of this 1709-nucleotide messenger RNA. Its product is annotated as zona pellucida sperm-binding protein 3-like. Gene Ontology annotation, biological process: egg coat formation; positive regulation of acrosome reaction; binding of sperm to zona pellucida. Bases 72 to 1709 code for a protein of 545 amino acids. NCBI's taxonomy places the organism in Eukaryota, Metazoa, Chordata, Actinopteri, Perciformes, Serranidae. Gene Ontology annotation, cellular component: extracellular matrix. The transcript is spliced from 10 exons. The record is from RefSeq and is a predicted model, not a curated record. Gene Ontology annotation, molecular function: acrosin binding.
CUGGUGUGCUGCUGAGUGGGUCAGACAGGAGGAGUGUUUGCAUUCUGCACCAGUCUGCUGUUUUAAUAUUCAUGGAGCUGUUGUGUUUUUGGCUGAACCUCCUACUUGGACUGUGUGUCAGAUCCUCUUUUGCUCUUCCAUCCACACAUUACGCGCAGCAUGCGUCGUUUCAAAGUCCUCAGAUCACAGAGAGCUCCAGACACCCUGAGCAACAAAAGGUUGUGGCUGAGGAGCGAGAGCAGGUGAAUACGGUCAGGGUGACCUGCCAUCCGGACUCGUUGGAGAUUGUCAUCAAGGCCGACAUGUUUGGAGUUGGAGCGCCUGUUAAUGGUGAUGAGUUACGCCUUGGAGUGGAGUACAAUGAUUAUUGUAGGCCUACAACGUCUUCAGGAGAUGAGUACAGAAUCAUUGUUGGACUUGUGGACUGCGGCACCAAACACUGGAUGACUGAGGACUCUCUGGUUUAUACAAACCUCCUCAUAUACUCUCCUGUGGUCUCUCCAGACGGGGUGGUUCGGAUGGAUGAGGCUGUAAUUCCAAUUGAGUGUCACUAUGAAAGGAAGUACAGCUUGUCCAGUUCUUCACUCAUGCCUACAUGGAUCCCCUUCACAUCCACCCAGUCUGCAGUGGAAGCCUUGGACUUUAAUUUGAGAAUCAUGACAAAUGACUGGCUGUAUGAAAGAAGCUCUAAUGUGUAUCACCUUGGUGAGCCCAUCAGCAUCGAAGCCUCAGUCAGAGUUGGAAACCACAUGGGGCUCCGAGUGUUUCUGAGCAGCUGUGUGGCGACACUUAACCCAGACAUUUACUCUGUUCCCAGAUACGUCUUCAUUGAAAAUGGGUGCUUGGUUGACUCCCAGCUUCCAGGUUCAAGGUCACACUUCCUAACUAGGUCACAGGAUGACAAGCUCCAGGUGGUCAUUGAUGCCUUUAGGUUUCAUAAUGAGGACAGAGGAGAGCUCUACAUCACCUGCCACCUGAAUGCUGUACCAGUAAAUGAUGCAGAGGCACUAAAUAAGGCGUGCACUUUUGUAAAUGGAAGAUGGCGAUCCGCUGAUGGUAACGAAUACUUAUGUGGGUAUUGUCAAAGCCAAAACCAAAAUGAAAUUGGCCAACCCAGCGGUAAACCGAGUAGCCCUGGCAAGUUUGCUCCUCGUGGGUUUGGGAAGCCAGAUGAGCCUGAAGCCCUCUGGAGGAGCGCACUGAAGACCAAUACAGUGUGGGAAAAGGAGGCAAGCGUGGGUCCAAUGAUGGUCUUGCCAGGCAUGCAGAAAAGUGGGCCUAUACCUGUGGAAGACCUCCCUCCUGUUCUCAAGAAAAUCAGCAGACCUGCACUGUAUGGCAGCCAGUGGAGGAGUGGGGUGAACAACAGAAGAGUUGAUGAGAGUAAAGAGCUGCUCCCUGAUUCACCAUCUACACCAGACCAGGUGGAGGUUCAGACAUCUCAACUGGACAAACAUGUUGAAAGCAGAACAGACCUAACAACAACAACAACAACAACAACAACAACAGAUGGCGAUGCUGAGAGAGUUGCUCCACAUCUAGAAAAAGUAUCUCCUGAGCUCAGCUUGAAAACAAAGGCAGCAGUGUUGGACAAUAAUGGCACAGUGGCCAUCAGUGACGUCAGCCCCACUGAUCCGUCUCCUUUGGAUGUGACUACACCGUCAAAUGCAACAGAUUCUGACUUUUCAGAAGAUGACCCAAAGAGAUAA